AUGUUUUUGUGGUUUGUACUAUUGAGAGGUUAUAUGAAAUUAUCUAAGUAUUUAUAGGUAAAGUUCCUAAAAAAACAUAAAAUAUAUAGCUAGCUGCUGCUGCUGCUGCUGAAAUCAUAUAAAUAUUGGAUAUUAAAAAUGUAUGGAAAAUAAAUUAAUAAAAAUAGUGUAUAUAAUCUUAAUAAGAAUUAGUUUAAAAUAAAACAAAAUUUUUUUGAAUCCGUCUUCGAAUUGCAAACAAAAAAGAUAAAAAACAUAAUUCAAAAUUUUUUGAUAGCAAGGAAACAAACAAACAAAUAAGCAAAAAACAAGAUCUAACAAAAUAAUCAUUCACUUUAGAUAAAUAGGUUCAAACAGAAGCAAUUAUUUGUAAUAAAAUAAAUAAAUAACAAAAAAUUCAAUUAAAUCAAAAAAAACAAUAAUUAAAUAAAUUAACAAAAACCCAUUCUACGAUAAUUAAUUAUGGGAAGUUCUUGCGUCACUGGUAAAGCUAAAAACUAUAAAUCCAAGCCUGAUAAUGCUCCUAAGAAAGAAGGACAUGUUGAAAAUCCUGAGGAGUUCAAAAAGUAAGCUGAUUUGAUCACUUACUAACAUAAAUUCCCCACAAUUAGACCUCUUUUAAAUAACGAUUUGUAUAAAAGCAGGUUAUCUUAGAAUAGGAAAAAUACUUUAGAAUAUAUUGAUUAACUCUAAUAAGCUCAAGUCUAAAAGAAGAUAUCUUCUUAAAAAACAUCAUCUCUUUCAUAAGUAUCUAUGAAUUUUUAGGCCACCAGAGUAGUCAUAUGA
Messenger RNA from Tetrahymena thermophila SB210, 786 nucleotides. RefSeq lists its product as hypothetical. The transcript is spliced from 2 exons. The record is from RefSeq and is a predicted model, not a curated record. NCBI's taxonomy places the organism in Eukaryota, Ciliophora, Oligohymenophorea, Hymenostomatida, Tetrahymenidae.